Messenger RNA from Mus musculus (house mouse), 3695 nucleotides. It is a transcript of the gene Tarbp2, whose product is annotated as TARBP2, RISC loading complex RNA binding subunit. The record is from RefSeq and is a predicted model, not a curated record. Gene Ontology annotation, biological process: miRNA processing; pre-miRNA processing; siRNA processing. The transcript has 10 exons. Gene Ontology annotation, cellular component: cytoplasm; perinuclear region of cytoplasm; nucleoplasm. Bases 2264 to 3361 code for a protein of 365 amino acids. NCBI's taxonomy places the organism in Eukaryota, Metazoa, Chordata, Mammalia, Rodentia, Muridae. Gene Ontology annotation, molecular function: protein sequestering activity; enzyme binding; identical protein binding.
GUGUAGACAGGCUGGCCUUGAACUCACAGAGAUCCACUUGUCUCCACCUGCCUCCACUGUGCUGAGGCUUCUACCAGCCACCAUGCUCUGUGCUUCCUUUGUUUACCUCCUCAAGACAAGAGGUAAUAAUGAGGAAGAAAGGGAGGUAGAGAAAAAAAGAAAAAAGGAAAAUAAAGAAAAAUGCGACCUGCCAGGUCUGUCAGCACAGGCCUCAAAGGCUCAGCUAUUUAAGAGGCUGAGACAGGAGAAUUUAAAGUUCAAGCCCUGAGAGGUAACUUAGUGGCACUGUCUCAAAAAAUUUGAAAACAAAUAAACAAACAAACAAACAAACAAACAACCCAAUGGUGUACUUUGGUGGUAGAAAGCUUGCCCAGAAUGUAGGCCCUGGGGUCAAUUCCUAAUACCAUGAAUAAAUAGAUAAAACUGAAGAACAGGGCUCUUCUCUGGAGCUCCCUAUGCCCCAGAACAGCAUGGCCCCUAUCCUGGUUCACACAUGACCGGGCUUUCUGAGGGCAAAUGGACAAACUCUCCUAAAGCCACCAUGUCCUCUGCUGGCAUCCUUUCAAUGGAUUCUAGAAAAGCUGCCACCUCCCAUUCUCUUACUCCCUAGGCAUGGGCAGCAAAGGCAGAGGUGGGUGCUGGAAUUUCGUGUUCUCUAUCAUUUUAUUAUUAACCCCCAUUCCCAGAGACUCAGAGCAGUAACUGCUUUUAACAGGGUUUUGCUCUUGUGAAGAAGUCUAGGAAACCCCAGCCACACCUUCCAUCUUCCACCUCCAUCCACCAAAGAUCUAGGACUUGGCAAGUAUUGGACCUUGGGGUCUUCCUGGAAGUCAACAGUUGGUUAGACCCAACUUGGGGCCCAGAUAACUUUCCAUGAGAGAUGGCAGCACUCUUGAACUUGUAAACACUAAUGUUUGGACAGCAAGGCCCAGAGGGAACUUGGGCUGUUUCCUUUCCAAAUUCUUGCUACUGGUGUAAGCUUGGGAUGACCCUCUGCCUGAAAACCACGAGGCGGCUGGGAGAAUCAGAAGAGAGUUUAGAGUGAGGCUCCAGGUGCCUGGGGUGUGUGAGACCUCAUGUGCAUGCUCUUUUGGUUGAAGGCCAAAGAGGCAGAAGACAGAGAGCCGCAAGGCUCCUCCCUGCAGCCCUACUACUGUUUAUGGAACCCACCCCUCUUCUCUUUCUACCCUCAGCCAAAGCCUUGCCUACCAAGAUUGUAAGCCAAGGAGUUUGGUGAGUGUGUGAGAAAAAGGGAGGUUUGUGAAGCGCCUGACUAGGGAAAUGGGUUAAGGAAACCAGAGACGAGCAGGCAGAAGAGAGAGAAAACUACAUCCAAAUGGAGGACGGGGUGCAACAGCUGGACGGUGAGACUAAACACAGAAGGUCCAUCUAAUGAUUCUCGGGACAGUUAAAAGAGGUUCACUAGGGCUGAUCUAAAGAGGCACGAACCCUGUCAGGCUGCGUGGAGUUAGUGAAGAGAGGCGAAGGACAAGCCACAGAAAAGCAACGGGUUUUUUGACACGGAGUGCUGAGAAGCUUACGCUACAGCCUGGGAGACCGGGUCUGAGGAGAACUCCGGACUUAUAAAACCCCAGAGCUCUGGGGUGGGGGUGGCCAGGUAAGGCACACCCUCUGGGGCAGCAAAAGGACUUCGGCCAAUCACAGCCUUUCCUCAAGGAGAAGGCUACACCUUUCCUCGUCUCCGCCCUCUGGGCCAAGUGACCAAUCUGCAAGCGCCUACAGGAAGUCGCUCUCAGUAUAGCCAAUAAAGCAGCGAAGCCCGCAGCGGCGCCCGAAUGACGCGCUGGCGCCUGGGUUCUGUAGUUCUCUCAGGGAGACAGACCUUACCGCCCCGCCCCUGGCCGCCUACACGCAGCUAAUACGCAUGCUCACAGUGUCGGCUUGGGAGGAGGCGGUGCGCAAGGAGGAAGGCGGGAAUGACAUUAGGAAAAAAAAAAAACCAAAAAAACAAAAAACCCAACCCACUCGUAGUAGCUUGGGAAGCUUCCGCCGAGGGUCUGCUCCUCCCAGAAGGCGGUGCAGAUGCCCGGGCGAGUCUCGCUGAGGGUUGUGGGGCGGGUAGCUCGGAUCCAUAAGAAGACACAAGGAGCCGAGUGGGCGGGGGACUCCAGAUCCCAGCAUGCCCCGCGGCGGGCCCUACCGGCCGCGACUCCGGGCUUGGCCCCGGCCCUAGCUCCUCGGCGGUGUACUGGGGUGCGUGGAGGCUGUAGUCACGGUGGCGCCCGCGGGGACGGAGGAGGGAAUGAGUGAAGAGGAUCAGGGCUCCGGCACUACUACAGGCUGCGGGCUGCCCAGCAUAGAGCAAAUGCUGGCCGCCAACCCGGGCAAGACCCCGAUCAGCCUUCUUCAGGAGUAUGGGACCAGAAUAGGAAAGACGCCCGUGUACGACCUUCUCAAAGCCGAGGGCCAAGCCCAUCAACCUAAUUUCACCUUUCGGGUCACCGUUGGCGACACCAGCUGCACUGGUCAGGGCCCCAGCAAGAAGGCAGCCAAGCACAAGGCAGCUGAGGUGGCCCUCAAACACCUCAAAGGGGGGAGCAUGCUGGAACCAGCCCUGGAGGACAGCAGUUCUUUUUCUCUCCUAGACUCUUCACCGCCUGAGGACACUCCUGUCGUUGCUGCAGAAGCUGCUGCCCCUGUUCCAUCUGCUGUACUAACCAGGAGCCCUCCCAUGGAGAUGCAGCCCCCUGUCUCUCCUCAGCAGUCUGAGUGCAACCCCGUCGGUGCUCUGCAGGAGCUGGUGGUGCAAAAAGGCUGGCGUUUGCCAGAGUACAUGGUGACCCAAGAGUCUGGGCCUGCUCACCGCAAAGAGUUCACCAUGACUUGCCGGGUGGAGCGUUUCAUUGAGAUUGGCAGUGGCACUUCCAAAAAGCUGGCAAAGCGUAACGCAGCAGCUAAGAUGCUCCUUCGAGUGCACACUGUACCUCUGGAUGCCCGGGAUGGCAAUGAGGCAGAGCCUGAUGACGAUCAUUUUUCCAUUGGCGUGAGCUCCCGCCUGGAUGGACUGAGGAAUCGUGGGCCAGGCUGCACCUGGGAUUCCUUGCGGAAUUCUGUGGGAGAAAAGAUCCUAUCCCUUCGCAGUUGCUCCGUGGGCUCUCUAGGGGCUCUGGGCUCUGCCUGCUGCAGUGUCCUCAGUGAGCUCUCUGAGGAGCAGGCUUUCCAUGUCAGCUAUCUGGAUAUUGAGGAACUGAGCCUGAGUGGGCUCUGCCAGUGCCUAGUGGAACUGUCCACCCAGCCAGCCACUGUGUGUUAUGGUUCUGCAACCACCAGGGAGGCAGCCCGAGGUGAUGCUGCUCACCGCGCCCUACAGUACCUCAGGAUCAUGGCGGGUAGCAAGUAGCAUCCCACUGCAGUGAUGGAUAUGCAUCUUUUACUUCUUGCUCCUUCUGCCCCUGGGUCCAUGUAUCCACCUAGCUCUGGUACCCUCCAGAGGUGCCAUCUCUACCUCUGACACAGCCUGUCUGCCUUGAGACUGAGGAAGGCACAGGCAAGCAAGGAGCCAUGAACCACAGGGCCCCAGCCAGCACAGGAUUUGUCCUCAUUCCGUGGGUGAUGGAUGAAUCUAUUGGAGUCCUGAAUAAAUGCUGCUCUUUGGCUUCCAAAACCCUGCUCUCUCUGGCCUUGGGUCAUGAGGGUAUAAGGAAUAAACAUGGUGAGCUUGUUCUCCUUUUGAA